Molecule: messenger RNA, 1072 nt
Organism: Quercus robur (English oak)
Lineage: Eukaryota; Viridiplantae; Streptophyta; Magnoliopsida; Fagales; Fagaceae
Exons: 3
Coding region: 168-701 (177 amino acids)
Source: RefSeq, a predicted model, not a curated record
UUUGUCUCUUUGUGCCAGCUUCAGAUUUGGUCACUCAUCACUCAGCCAGUACUUUGGUUUUUUAAGAAACCACUACAUUAAAUACUUUGGUUUUUUGAGAAACCACCACAUUAGUACUAGCUUGCUUCUACACUAGUGUGUGUGUGAGAGAGAGAGAGAGAGAGAGAAUGGAGAAAGCUCUGACAAAAGUGGGUAGUCUAAAGGUUGGGAACUUGUGGAUUACAAAGAAAGCCAAGGAAGAGUUCUCUAACAUUAGUGAAGACAUCUCUACUUUCUCAAACACAGUUGAAGAAAAGGCAAAGUGGGUUUUCAACAAACUAAAAGGAAAGCCAUUGAAGAGUUUACCAGAUCUCCUUCGAGAGUACAACUUGCCGCCCGGCCUCUUUCCCCGGAACAUAACUUGUUAUGAAUUUGAUGAAUCGAAGUCCAAGCUGGUUGUGUACUUGCCUUCUGUAUGUGAGAUCAGCUUUAAGGACUCCGUUAUAAGAUAUGCUACUCGGGUGAAAGCAGUUUUGAUGAAGGGAAAGCUCACGAGUAUAGAGGGCAUGAAGACCAAGGUUCUUGUGUGGGUUAAAGUGACAAGUGUGGCAGUAGAGGGCUACAAGUCUGAUAAGGUUUGGUUUACAGCUGGUGUAAAGAAAUCAAGGCCUAAGGACGUUUAUGAAAUGCCCCGUGACGCUGUCAGAGUAGGAGAAUUCUGAAUUUAGACUUCAUAUAUUGUCAUUGGGGGUAGAUUACCUAAAUUUAUUGGUGGUAUUUUCAUAAAGUGGGUAUUAGUAACCUCUUUUCUCUCUUGACAAGACAAGAUUGGACGCACUGCUUUUAUGGUUUUCAGCAUUUAAAUCUCAUCAGUCUUAGGGGUAGCAUACGUAUAUUAUGCAGAUUUUAAUGAUUGUUAAUGCAACAUGCAACUUAUUUUGGGUGAAUGCCCAUCAAUUGAGCCAUGCUAUGAAUACCAAUUACCAAGAGUUGUUGGAUGGAUGAUGUAUCAAACUGAUGCAAGUUAUGGUCAUAACCGCUGCCUCUGAGUAAUGAAACUGCAUCAUCUUGGGCACUUGCAAUUUUUAAGCAA